CGGGAGAAAGAAAGACGCGGCGGUCGAGACCGCUCGCGAAGCCGGGAAAUACAAGAUAGAGAUAGCCAUAACACGCGUCGCCGGAACCGAGUAGAUGUGGGCAGGGAUCGAGGCCAUCAUCGCUCCCAGCGUCACCCACAUUCCCGUUCUCGAUCGCCCCAUCAGAAACGUCGUCGACGCUCUCCUUCUUCCUCACGGUCCCCUUCACCUCCCCCUCGAUCCCGCAAGCCGCUCCCGGACCAAGUCGCUGCAUUCCAGGGCGAAACAAGUACAGAUGUGGCCCCACCGGUUGAGAAGGAGAAGCCCAAUUUCGCCAACACCGGCUUGCUGGCGAAGGAAUCGAAUACCGUGGCAGGCACCAACAUUACUCUGAAGUACCACGAGCCGCCAAACGCCCGAAAACCACCGGCAUCGGCGCCGUGGCGAAUGUACGUCUUCAAAGGCGCCGACCUCCUCGACACGAUCCCCUUGGGGGAGCGCACGUGCUGGCUGUUCGGACGGGAGCAAAAAGUGGCCGACAUCUUCCUGGAGCAUCCGAGCAAUAGCGGCCAGCACGCGGUCCUGCAGUUCCGUUACGUCCAACGGAAAAAGAUGGACGAACUAGGCUUCGAAAAGAUGGAGGGGCGGGUCAAGCCGUAUUUGAUGGAUUUGGAGAGCCGGAAUGGGACGUCGCUGAAUGAGGAGAAGAUCGGGGCCGCGAAGUAUGUGGAAUUGCGGGAUGGGGAUUUGGUGAGAUUUGGCGAGAGCGAGAGGGAGUAUGUUCUACAACUGCCGCCGAAG
Eremomyces bilateralis CBS 781.70 is the source of this 780-nucleotide messenger RNA. RefSeq names its product SMAD/FHA domain-containing protein. Gene Ontology annotation, cellular component: nucleus. NCBI's taxonomy places the organism in Eukaryota, Fungi, Ascomycota, Dothideomycetes, Eremomycetales, Eremomycetaceae. Gene Ontology annotation, molecular function: mRNA binding; protein binding. The transcript has a single exon. The annotation marks the transcript as partial. Gene Ontology annotation, biological process: maintenance of RNA location; mRNA splicing, via spliceosome. The record is from RefSeq and is a predicted model, not a curated record.